GUGCUCCCGGGACCCUUCCAGGCUGGUGCUGCCCGGAUUCUCCCCGGGGAUGCCGAUCACAACCCCCAGAACCCCAGCUCAGCCUCGCUCCCCCGGGAUUGAGGAGAGCUCAUCCCCCAGGGGAUGCCGCGGCCCCGGCAGGAAGGGGUUAAUGGGCAGCGCGCUCUGGAUUUGGUUAGGACUUUAAAGGGACUUAAAAAAAAAAAAAAAAAAAAAAAAAAAAAGCCACGUUGGGGCUGUGUGAUCUGCCCACCGAAGUUUUUUUUACGUGGGCGAAGCGUGUGUCAUGGAUGAGAAGCCGGGCAGGCUCCCGGCGGAGCUCAGGGGCUGGACGGGGCUCGCCGUUCUCUCCUACCCUCUUCCCAAAGGAGGCGGGUUUUUUCCCCUUGAAAAAAAUUACCUUUAAAACAAAACCAACAAUCAGGUGUAACAACCCCCCUUCCCGCUCUAACCCCUAAAAAAAUACCCCUAAAAACCCCAGUAAAAAUAACUGGAGGUACAUCAAGAUCCAUGGGGAAGCAGCGCGCUUCUCUUCCCCAUGUGGAUGCUGCCCAGCUGCGCCCAGCUGUGCGCAGGCACCUGGCUGCUGCUGAAAAGCAGGCGAUCAGAAUUCAGGAGUAUUAGUUAAUAAGUGCCUGAUCCUGUUGACCCUGUUCUGGUUCACCCACUCAGCUAUGCGGGGGUGUUGAGGAAGGUGUCCUGCCAGUUAAACCAAUUAUAGCUGGCAAGUCGCAGUCAUCAGCAUUAGUGGAGGAGUUGGAGGUAAGGCCCAGUCACACCAGUGUGGCUUUUCUGAACUUAAAACAGCAGCUUUCCAAAGCCACGUUUAACCCCUCUGUGCCACAGAAAUCCGCGUUGCUUUUCCAGCUCUGUUUGUCUUGUGGUAUCUCUGUAAGGGUUUUGUAUCUCAGGGCUGGAAAUUUGUGCUGCAGAUGGGGAGAGAGCUGAUGUGGGAUGAGCAAAGGAUAUAGAAAUUCCUCUGAUUGACAUACUCGGUUGGAGGAAGAAAGCUGGAGUGUUGCAAAACGUGCUGAGCAUCUCCAUGUGCUUUUCAGCCAGAGCUCCGUGUCUCAUUUUUCCAAAGCUUUUUUUCAGAACAGACCCAGCAUGGUAAAAACAGGGGCUUGGGUUAAUGAGCAAUGCUGUGUAAUCAACACUUGGUAUAAACCUUUUGUCUCAGGGCCCUAAACAUCUCUAAAGAAACAAAACAAAAAAAAAAAAAGACAGGAAGGAGAGAAUCCCAGCUUUUUUAGUGGACGGGCAAGUGCCUAACAGGAUUUGUGGAGAGGUCAGAAUUGCACACAAGUGCCAGGAAUCUUAUUUGUACUCUUAACCAGGGAUCAGACCUCAACUUACACAAUAUACAUACAACAUUUUCACAAAUACUCAAAUCCCUAAGCCGGUUAUCCCUGAACACCAGAGCAGAAUUCAAAGGCAAAAGAAAGGGUAUUGGAAAUUGCCAUAUACUUUUUAAAAAGCCCAGCCAAAUGCAAGGAUAAACAGUUGUUUAAACUGUGGCAAAUUUAAUGAACAGAUUAGGAUGCUUGCUGAGUGAGACUCAUGCUGUGUGAAAUUCUUUGCUGCUCAAUGAGAUGUGUAAUUUAGAUCAAAUAUUUGUACGUGCUGUUUGAGGUAAAAAACAUCAUUCAGUAGAUUGCACUUUUUGAGUAACAUUAAUGAAUAUUCUUUUCAGUAUCAGUUGAUUUAUUUUGUUUCAAUUAUAAGGCCCAGUCAAGUUGAAAGAGGCCUUUCAUGUUAAGGACUCCUGCUAUUUUUUUUUAAAUUUUAUUUUUAAGUGAUCAGCUAUUUAAGAGGAUGAAAGAGUUCCUUGUCUUUGGCUGUUGGAUGUUUUUAUUUUCCUCUCUAUUUAUAUGGACGGCUUUUGAAUGUGUUGCCAUUUUUAACAAGCUGGGUUUAUUUUGUUAAAUCCUAAUUUACGAUUUUUUUCUGAAUUUUAAAAUUAUCUUUUUUCUGAUUUUUAAAGUGAUUUUUUUUCCCUUGUGUUAACAUGAUGAGUGAUAGAUUUGGCUUGUAAUAAGUGAUUGCAGUUUUGUGGAAAUCUUGAAAGUGUCCUCUGUGGCUGUUUAAGUACAAAUGCAUGUUUUCAGGCAGUUGCUGUGGAACAAGGGAAUCCAGCCCAAUGCUGUGAAAAAAGGGAAGGAAAAUUAAGAGUGUAGCUUGAUAAGAUAUCAUUCACUAACACAUGAAUUGCAGCAUCAUGAUAAACAUGAGCAAUGGCCAUAAAACUGGCUUUCUUCCUUAUGUUUGAUCUUCACCAUAGGAUAGGAAUCUUCCCACUCUUCUCCUUAAGUGAUACAUAGGAGAAAAGUUACACAGGCCUCACACAACUCUGUUCCUGGUAAUAAAGGAAAUAUGAUAAAGGUUUGACUUCAGUAGCAUAAAAAUAUUGAUAGUGGUCCCAUUAUCAGCCCUUUGAAAAGGGUAUUUUACUGCAUAAACCCCUUUUCAAUUAAAACUUAUAAAUGUGCUUUAUAAAUGUGUUGAUCCUGUGUUUAGAAAAUGCAAGAUAACGUGGUUUGGAGUAAAGCAGUGAAGGCAGGAGGCUGGGGACACUGGGAAUUGGCUUCUCUGGUUAUUCAUGAAGGGGUGAGUGCAGGAGGUGAAGGUGUAUCACUGUGUCACUCUGUCACUCCUCUUCCCCUGAAAGCCAAAGUCUGAAGUGAAUCAUGGCCUGUGAGAAGGCAUGGACUAAGCAAAAACAACACAAAACUGAUUACCUAAGCUAAAGGGUGAAAAGGUGGAAUAUACCCCAAAGAGACAGGUACUUGGUGGACAAGAGAUUUCCGUGGGCUUUCCAGGCAAGCACAGAUUUUGUGAAAGCUCUCCCAGUUGAAAAGCAAGAUGGGAACUGCCCUGUGUGGUUGGGAGCUUGGAAAAGCUUUCCCUGUAUCUCACUGCCAGAGCUGCUCCACAUCUGUUACCAUCUGCUUCCUCCUCCUUUGGCAGUGUUUUAAUGUGACCCCUCUCGUUUUUCAGAUGAGUGACUUUGGGAUCAGGAACAUGGAUCAAGUAGCUCCCGUGUCGAACAUGUACAGAGGAAUGCUCAAGCGUCAGCCGGCGUUUGACACCUUUGACAGCUCAAACUCGCUUUUUGCUGGGUAUUUUUUCUCACUCAGUGAAGACCAAACGCUUCAGGAGGUGCCAACAGGAUUUGACUCCACUUCUUAUGAGUCGAACAACUGUGAAUUGCCUCUGUUAACCCCGUGCAGCAAGGCUGUGAUGAGUCAGGCCCUGAAAGAUACUUUCAGUGGUUUCACAAAGGAACAGUGUCGGCUGGGUAUCCCAAAUAAUCCCUGGCUGUGGACUGAACAGCAAGUGUGCCAGUGGCUUUCAUGGGCUACCAAUGAGUUCAGCUUGGCAAAUGUGAACUUCCAUCAGUUCCUUAUGAGUGGCCAAGACCUGUGCAACCUGGGCAAGGAGCGUUUCCUGGAACUGGCACCUGACUAUGUGGGUGAUAUUCUGUGGGAACACCUGGAACAGAUGAUAAAAGACAGCCAAGAGAAAACACAGGAUCAAUAUGUGGAGAACUCUCACCUCACCUCAGUUCCUCACUGGGUCAAUAAUAAUUCCUUAACUGUUAACGUAGAUCAGAAUUCCUAUGGAAUGCAAAUGCCUGGAUACCCUAAACCCCUCAGUUAUCCCAAACCCAGUCUCCUGACUGACGUCUGUCAGACUUCCACGGCCCCGAAUCUCCUCAACCCAGAACAAGACUUCCCAUUGUUCCCUAAAACCCAAGCAGAUGCUGUUGGUGUGAACUACUGUGCAGUAAACCAAGAUUUCCCAAGGAGCAAUCUCAAUUUGCUGAUGGAUAACUCUGGCAAGCUGAGAGAACACGAAUCCAGUGACAGUGGUGCUGAGAGCUAUGAGAGCUCAGAUUCCAUGCUGCAGUCCUGGAACAGCCAAUCCUCCCUGGUGGAUUUGCAGCGUGUGCCAUCCUAUGAGAGCUUUGAGGAUGACUGCAGCCAGUCCCUGUGCCUGAGCAAACCUACCAUGUCCUUCAAAGACUACAUUCAAGAACGGAGUGAUCCUGUGGAGCAAGGGAAACCAGUUAUACCAGCAGCCAUCCUGGCUGGCUUUACUGGCAGUGGACCUAUCCAGCUGUGGCAAUUCCUUCUGGAGUUACUGACUGACAAGUCCUGUCAGUCCUUCAUUAGUUGGACAGGAGAUGGAUGGGAAUUUAAACUUGCUGACCCAGAUGAGGUAUGUGGACCAGGAGCUGGCCUGGUGCUGGAGUCACUGUCCCUGGGGGUGUUUAAGACUGGACGUGGCAUUCAGUGUCUGCGCUACGUGUACCGCUUCGUGUGCGACCUGCAGAGCCUGCUGGGCUACAGCCCCGAGGAGCUGCACGCCAUGCUGGGCGUUCAGCCCGACACCGAGGACUGAUCCCGGCCUGGGACACUGCUCUGGAGUCACCCACCAGUGGGGACAAUGCCCGGGAGCCGCGGCCGCCCCGCCGUGCGCGGGGAGCGGGGGAGAGGCUGCCCCAGGCGGGACCUUCAUCCUUUUUGUGACCAUGGAGAGCUGGAUGGGAGCCAGUGUGGCCAGUGGGGCUCUGGGGGAGCGGGCACAGCCCUGGCUCUGCCGUGGAGACACGGGGGAUGCUCCUGGGGUCAGCAUUUCAGCUGCCUGCCCUGCCCUGCCCAACUUCAACACUGCCCUGGAAGGAUGGGGUUGGCUUUGAAACCAAAGGUUGGCUGUGAGAAACCAGCAGAACUCUUGGCUGGGAUGUUUUCAAACACCACCGUCCUCAUGCAUUUUAUUUAAACUAAUUUAUUUUAAAUGAGCAGUAAGGAGAACAGGUAUUACUUUUGUUUUAAAGCACGUUUUGUUAUUGUUGUUAUUACUGUUACUACUCCAGAAAUGUGCUGCAUAGGUACAUAAACACUCUUGUGUCCAAAACCAGAUGUAGCAGCAACUGUUAACAAAAAAAUACACCCCACCCUUUAAUAGGAGGGAAGGAAAAUCAUACCAUUUCAAUAUUCAGUUUGUAUAUAUUCUGUGAUUCCUUUGGAAACUCUGAUGUUCCUAUUUAACAGAUACUGUAUAGUGUAAAUUAAACUAAUUGUAUGUGUGUUUUGAAAUAGGAUGAAUGUAAACUUAUCAAAUGUGGGGGUUUUUUCUUCAUGUUUGUCUAGGAUAUACAACCUUCUGCAAAUAUUUAAUUGGCCUGAGAGACAGCAGAAGUUCUAUGCUCAGUGUGCAUGCAUUUGGGGGGGAAGGGAGGGAAGCUGGGCUCAGGAUUUUGCCAAGACUGAAGCUGGCAAUUCUUUGUGCAUUUUGGCAUUUUUACAGGAAACUAAUGUUGUAUUCUGGGACAUAAAAGGGCCUGUUUGUGGUUUCUUCUGUAACUGAAAAAUGAAAAUAUUAAUAUUGGUAAAAUUACCUUUUUUUUCUUUAUAAAUGGCAUAUGUUUUUCAACUUCUAUGCAUGUACUUUUAAAAAAAAUUUAUAUACAAGCCUUAUUUUUUCAGUUCACUUGUCUCUUCCUGCAGUUUAUUCUGUAUGAUCAAAAUACGAAUUCUAUUUUUGGAAAAACUGUGACUCCUUUUCAGAGAUCAGGAGAGUUUUAUGUAGCAGCUAUUUUUACUGCAAAAAAAAAAAAAAAAAAGGAAAAAAAUCACUGGAAAAACGUACUUUGUAAGAAAGCUUUAUUUUUUAUCUGAGCUUGAUGUACAGUUAAAUGUGUUGUACAGUGUGAGAGGUUUAAAAAUACGACUCUUCAUUAAAACCUCUUGAAAGGAA
Sturnus vulgaris (Common starling) is the source of this 5763-nucleotide messenger RNA. NCBI's taxonomy places the organism in Eukaryota, Metazoa, Chordata, Aves, Passeriformes, Sturnidae. The record is from RefSeq and is a predicted model, not a curated record.